This is a messenger RNA of Amoebophrya sp. A25, 3567 nucleotides long. NCBI's taxonomy places the organism in Eukaryota, Dinophyceae, Syndiniales, Amoebophryaceae. The record is from the annotation of a GenBank genome assembly.
AGACAGGCACGCAGGCAACGGUUGACGAUGAUUUACUCAUUUUUUUGCCCUCGAGUCAGUACUUCGUGCCAUUACAUAGAUGCAGAAUGAAUUAGUAUUUGACUAAGUACUCACACCUUCAGUUGAUUGUUUUUUGUUGUGCUUCGCCUUCGGAGCUAUUACUUGUAAGUUGAUGUCCGCGCCACCCAUGGUUCAACAAAAAACAAGUGAUGCGAUGUGAGAGCGCGUUGCGCAUGCGCUCACCUGGAACGACUCCACUAGUUAGUGUAAGUAUUUGACUGGUACUAGUCGUAGUCUCCUAUACUAUAAUGGAUACAUCAUCAUGAUAGAUCAUCAUAAGCUAAAAAUGUGAUAAAUAUCAAAUCGUCUACGUAUAAGAAAUCAAGAGAACAAGUACACGAAUCAUUGAGUAGAAUAUUCGUUUUAUUCCAUCACCUCUAGGAACAAAUGUUCGUUCAGUCAGCUGUGGGCAACAAUGUUUUCCGGUUGCGGACACCGCACACGCAACCGGCAACGAAGAAGCCACCGAAGCCACGGCCCAUGCGGCCACGCACGGAUGGAGAGAAGAUGGGAGCAGCACCCUACGAAUUUGGCAAGCCUGAGACUGCUAAAGAGGUGAAACAGCGAAAGAAGGCGGCAGCAAGAGUGCAGAACACGGCCGACUACACUAUGAUUUAUUUUAGCAGUAUUCGUUCCUCGAAAUCGAACCUUUGCUGCAUCGAUCAGUGACAACUCAUCUGAUUCGAACAAGUAUGAGUAUCUUAAUGUUCGUAAGUAAUGAGUUCUGGGCGAGGAGCAGGGUAAAUAACAAAUAUGUGGCAACGUUCCUCUGGCACUUCCACGAGAUCUUCAAAUGCUUUUCCGUGCAGCAAAAUAUAUGAGAGUUGAUAAUGUCUAUUUAGAUUUGCAUGCGGCAGCUUGAAGGGAUACUAGGCAGACAAGUUAAUUCUGAACCCAUGCAUUCCUUUUCUCUUCAUAGUAACUCGUGAUCCGAGUACCGGCCGGUGGAUGGCAACGGGUCGUAAGCAUGGACUUUAUGAUGAAGAAAGGAUCUUUCGAGACCGCGUUCGUUUCGGUGGCAUUGGUGGUUUCCAUCUUAGCGGGGCUGAAGCGCGCGCGCGCAACCUGGCACACCAAAAGAGACUACUCGAGUUACGAAAGUGAAAAAGUAUCUUCUCCCAUAACAAGUGCAUUAGUUGGUUCUAAUGCGAUGAUCCAAAAAGAAGAAUACAGAUGGUCAAAUGCAGGAGUUUUUCCCAAACAUAAUCCAAGCCAGUCGCUUAUUUAGCUGCUAGGGAACUUGCCAGCUUGUAGCAAUCUUGAAUGGAGGAUUCUCUUUUUGUGACUUGACUUAGUUUCCCACUUUGUUGACUGAGUAUGCAAGCAGAUGCAGAUCCUCGAAUUAGACAUCUGCGUAAGGUAAUCUCCCAUCUUGACUGAGUUGUACGUAAGUAUCUAUACUAUAGAUAAAUUGAUAUGACUUUUCUCAACUUUGUUUUGUCCUCCAAUAUUGCAAGAAGAGCAGUUGAUUGCGGACGCGAACAGGAAGGCAGUAGGGAGGGAGAAGUCGAUGGCACGACUUUUGAACAAUGGUGAAGAAGGCGACAGCGAUGCCGAGUUAAGGCUAGUUUUAUAGAUAUUAAAUCCCGUGAUUCGACGAUGACGACGCAUAAUUGCUUAUUCUGAGCGAGGAUGAGGAUGCACUGGCUCUUUCAUGAUGCUUUCGUUCCAAAUAUAUUAGCGGAAAGUCAAUUACCAACCUCCACUGAGUAAACAACCCACUCAGUGGAGGUCAUUCUCACGUACACGUGUAAGGACAAGAAGAAAUGUCUGGCUCUAACUUUCGGAAUAGAAGGUAGAUUCUACACCAAAGCCGAAGAGGAGGAGAUUUGGCGGAGAUUGAAAAGACGAGAGAGGCGGGAACAGGCUGAGUCGCUGCGCGAACGGAGAGUUCAAGAAGAAGUGCGGGGGCGUUUUCCAAUGGGAGACUUACGGCCUUUUAGAAAAAAAUCUACUUACUUCUGCGCUGUAUGUUCGAGAACCUCCUACUUUUCUCUACUCAGAAAGAGUGAGAACCAACUUGAUGAACUAGGAUCAGAAAAAGUGAAAUCUUGUUGUUCGGUCUCUCUUUGUUUACUCUCUCUCUCCAGACAUCACAGGCCUAUCUAUUAUACUUUUUUACUUCAAAUAUAAGUAAGUGAUGAAAUAGAACUAUCGAUCUGGGUAUAUCUUCAUCAUACGCGUUCUGUUUUCCAAUUAUUAGUGAAGGCGAAGGGAUGACAAUGAAUGAAUAUCUCACACAUUUACCAGAAUGAUCAGUAACUACAGUGACAGCUCCGUUCGUCUAACAGGCGGCUCUAUGGAAAUGGGCAGGAUGCAAGGGCCGCCUUGGACGGACGUCCGCUGUGUCCGGCUGCAUCUCUACCCGCCAGCACCGAGCCAAAGGGCAGAAGAAAUAAAUGAACACAUGGAAAAGACGUCUCCCUUGGUUAAGGCUUUUGCUUUUCUUGUUGGACUCAGUAACAGUUGUUGGAGCAAAUUGCAAGCAUGAGAGGGUAAAAAAGUCUAAAGCGUGAUAGAUGAUCAUUUCAAGAAUUAUACUUGAAGUUGAACUUCUGCGACUUAUUUGACUCCAAUUUCAUGUCACUUAAGCCCAGUGAUCUUCAGGCUCUAAUCAGGUGUACGAAGUGGAACCAGAGUGGGCCUAUGAUGCCCGAAACCACAGGUGGAUUCUCGAGAUUGAUGGUAAAAUGGAUCCGCGAUGCAGGCGUCUCCUUCUCGAGGACGACUGGUAUCGAGCGGCAAAUGAACUCAAUUUUGAUACAGAUGCUCUGCCUGAUGCGGUUGUAGCACAAGUGGAACACGCGAGGCGGCUGGGCGGUGAGUUGCGUCAGCGUGGUCUUGAGCGCAUGGUCGCCAGGCGACGCAGAGGAUGACCUGCGCGUGGUUCGUGUUGGUGUUCCUCGGUUGUGAUUUAAUUUCCAUCUUGCUGGUACCACAAGUAAUUGUUCAGUGAAUUCGUAUCCUCGUUCAGUAUACUCGUUACGAACGGUCACAUUAGAAUGGGCACACACAUGACAUCAUGUUGCACCCGUCCGUGAAUGGGUAUCAUUAGCAGUACACUUCUACGACGAUCCGCACGGCUACUGCUACAAAUACAAUCAAAUUUCUCAUGUAAUGAAUAAUUUUCCCUCAUGUCGUCCUAGGUUAGUCCCUCCAAUCAUGUAAUGGAGUUAAAUGAAACUUGUCCUUGUGCCGACACGAGCAAAGACACGUAAUGCAGAGUGCACAUUGGAAUAAUUUAUUGAUUACUUCUACGUGCCUACAAAUAGCACGAAUGAUUUCUUUUGGUAUCUCUCCUGGUUGGAGGUCCAGCUCAUGCUACUGCCGCGGGUAUUAGAUUAGAGAUAAUUAGUGAUCACUUAGUGAUUUAUUCUUAUUGAUGAAAAACAUGUUAACUGCUAACCAUCGCAUAUAUGACGACAAUUCCCAAGUAUAGCAUUCAUGUGAAACAACUCCUCAAAAUAAAUGCUCGGAAUUGAUAUUUGAUGAAGAAAUACAUUGCUC